UUUUUUUUAUUAUUCUUGCAUGUGUAGGAAAACUGUUACGUUUGGAAACUUCCUCUUUUUUUCUAAGAUUAGAGAUUCAGUCAUCAGGGUUAAAUAGAAUAAACUCCAAAUCUGUUGCUGAAGAACCGAUCGAAACCCACAUGAGAAAGUCCUGCCCAGUGAAUCAAAACAGCAGACAUAAAAAAACAUGGUUAAAUACAUCAUACAGAGUUUCUUUGUCAGAGAUUGGAUCUCCUGUAGUCAAAGCAACACCUCUGAGAGCACAAUUGUUAUGAAUCACUUCCUGUUAAUAAGAGCUGCUCUUCCACCAAUGUGUCAUUUUUUGUAGAUGUGAAACCUGUUGGUCACCUCAUCAAGCAGACCUCAAACAGGCAGAUCGAUGUUUGACACAAGUGUGUAACGUCAGUGAAGAGAAGAUGUGGAAUACUGUUUUAAUCGUCUCUCUCGUCUGCUUCUACGAGACUCGAGCUGCCGAUUCCUGUGAUGAUGUCAUCAGCUCCUGUCUUACUUACGGUCUCCCCUGGACCGGGUGUUAUGAGGACAGGAUUGCCACCUGUGAACGACCCAAAGGCCGUUUGGACAACCGCUUCAUUCGGAUGAAUGUGAACUCCUCUCAGGAGAUCGAAGCGGACCCCACGCCUCAGCACCGGAUUUACAUCCCAUCGUCGGCGCUCCAAAGAAUCAUGGGAGGAGCUGCGUCAGACGAGGUGCUGCUGGUGACCACUGUGAUCGAAAGCACUUACUUUAAGGUGAGUGAACCAAGAAGAAGUAAGAGCAGAGCAAUCAUGCCAACCCGCAUAGACGGCGAUGUCAUGGGGGGGUUCGUGUUGGUGGUGAGGGCAGGGAGACAGUCGGUCACAAACCUCCCACACCCCGUCAGAUUAACCUUCGUGCACAACAAACAGGUGGACGCUGGGACGUGUGUGUUCUGGUACGAGUCUGCACUCGGGAAUGGAACAGUGUAUUGGAGCCCAGACGGCUGUGAAACCAACAACACUGGAAGUGAAACAAUCUGCAGCUGCAACCACAUGAGCUUCUUUGCCGUACUUGUGAACCCUGAACUCUCCGUGGAUAAACGCAGCGCUGAUAACUUGAGCUACAUCACCUACGUGGGAUCAGCUCUGUCCGUCUUCUUCACCACCAUCAGUCUGAUCGUUUACAUUUGUCAGCAGCGCCGGCGCCCUGAGAAGGCCAUCAGUGUGCACAUGCAGCUAACGGGAGCGCUGCUCUGCCUCCACCUCAGCUUCCUGCUGUGCUGCUUCUGGGUGUUGCAGCUGAAGGGCGAGGAGGAGGAGGAGGGCUGGGUCUGUGGUGGUCUGGGUUUGUUUUUACACUGGUCCCUGCUGGCCACCUUCACCUGGACCGCUCUGGAAGGAUUCCACCUGUACCUCCUGCUGGUCCGAGUGUUUAACAUCUACGUCAGGAGAUACCUGCUCAAACUCAGCGUGGUGGGAUGGGGACUUCCUACACUGACUGCAGUGGUUUGUGGGAUUUCCGGCGUCUAUGGUAAAUACAGACUGGAGCUGACGGAUGAAAACAAUCAUAAUUCAACAGCAGCCAUAUGCUGGAUUAGCAGUGAUUUCAAGCAGCGGCCUGUGGUCAGCUACAUCACCACCGUGGCCCUCCCGUGUCUGGUGAUCCUGUGUAACUCCUGCAUGCUGGGGCUGGUGGUGUUCAAGAUGUGGGGCCUGAGGAGGGGCCUGAGGCGGGGCGGUGAGAGGCAGAAGAUGGACAGAGAGAAGGGCUCCAGGUUGUGGAAGGACUGUGCCACGGUGCUCGGGCUCAGCUGGGUGCUGGGUCUACCGUGGGGGUUAGCGAGCACCACCUACGUCUCCCUGCCGGGGAUCUACGUGUUCACCAUACUCAACUCCCUGCAGGGUGUUUUUGUGUUCCUGUGGUCUGUCGCUUUGACCUGCAAGUCUCGAUCGGACAUCUCCUCAUCCAAAGACCCCUCCUCCUCCCAGAAAAUGAUGACAACAAGUUUUAAUAACUGAUUCUUCAUCUUCAUCUUCAUGUAUUAUCCAUCGCCUAUAUUAGGUGUUUACUGGAACCGCAAUAACUUAAUUCGUCUGUGCUUUAAAUAAAAUCAUUGUGAACAAUAAAAACCUUGUAUUGA
Messenger RNA from Labrus mixtus (cuckoo wrasse), 2116 nucleotides. Its product is annotated as adhesion G-protein coupled receptor G1-like. Gene Ontology annotation, cellular component: membrane. The transcript is spliced from 12 exons. Bases 417 to 1994 code for a protein of 525 amino acids. Gene Ontology annotation, biological process: adenylate cyclase-activating G protein-coupled receptor signaling pathway; cell surface receptor signaling pathway. Gene Ontology annotation, molecular function: G protein-coupled receptor activity. The record is from RefSeq and is a predicted model, not a curated record. NCBI's taxonomy places the organism in Eukaryota, Metazoa, Chordata, Actinopteri, Labriformes, Labridae.